Calliphora vicina (urban bluebottle blowfly) is the source of this 2034-nucleotide messenger RNA. RefSeq names its product tailor (gene Tailor). The transcript has 6 exons. Bases 96 to 1622 code for a protein of 508 amino acids. The record is from RefSeq and is a predicted model, not a curated record. Gene Ontology annotation, molecular function: RNA uridylyltransferase activity. NCBI's taxonomy places the organism in Eukaryota, Metazoa, Arthropoda, Insecta, Diptera, Calliphoridae.
AGCAACAGUAAAAUAAACAAAGUUUUUGUGAAUUACCUGAAAAUCGUUUUACAAUUUAGUUUGUAUCUAGUUUUUAACGAUUAAAGUACAGUAAAAUGGAUAAAAUAAAACCUAAAAAAUAUAUGAAUCCCAUAACAUUGGAAGCUGAAUUGUUCGUCAACAAUUUGGAAUUUUUGUCCAAGACAUACCAUCAGUAUGAUGAGGUGAUGGUAAGUUCAUUGGAAAAGGUAAUGAAUGCCAUUGAAAAAUUUUUGGACUCAAAUCCAAGCGAAAUCUUGGCCACGGAAAAUACAAAACUAGUAGCAUGCGAUAAUCUAAAUCACAUUCAACGACUUUAUCAUUGCUUAAACUGCAAAACCGAUUUGGGAAAGUCUGUAGAAAAAGUUACAUUGCACCUGACGGAACAAUGUGGUGAAAAAGCGGCUGUUGUUGCGGGCGGCAGUGGCCGGCAAAAUAGUGAAAAGAAUUCAGGAAGAGAUGUUAAAGAACGGGAACACAAAAAGGAUAGAAAGGAAGAAAUACGCAUGCAGGAGUUAAUUAGGAAAGAGGAAAAAAACAUUGAACAAGCGAUCAAAUUAAGCAAAAAAGCAUGUGCCCUGCUGACAACCGAUUUUAAAAAAUUCUUUGAUGAUCAUGUAAGAAUUGGCGCAAAACUUAAAUGUAUUCCUGAAUAUGAUGUUAUUGAAAGUGAUUUGAUGGAUCUUAUAAAGCCACUAUUUCCGACUGAAACUGUUAAAAUCUAUAAAUUCGGUUCUCGUAUAUCUGGUAUUGGCAGUCGCGAAUCAGAUUUGGAUUUAUUCAUUGAUAUUGGCGAUACUUUUAAUGUAUUUAAAAAUAGAGCCAGUAAUGAAACUGUUCAUAAACUGCAGAUCGUUGCAAAUGCAUUGAAUAAGCAGAGCAACACGUGGAAAGGCAUAGUGCAGAUCAGUAAAGCUCGUGUUCCUAUAAUAAAAAUUAUACAUUCGCAAACCAGUAUAGAAUGUGAUAUUAAUUUUUCGAACAGUCUGGGUACUGUAAAUACACAAUUUCUGGAAUUUAUAUUUAAUCUUCAGCCCAUUGCACGUAUGUUGUGCAUUUUUAUGAAAAAAUGGUUACAUCGUACAGGUGUCAAUAGUGAGAUGAAUACCUAUUCUAUGAUUUUGAUGGUCAUUUUUUAUUUACAAACUGAGAACGUAUUACCAUCAUUGGAAAAAUUGCAAGAAAAUGUUAAUAUGGAAAAAGCGUUCACUGUUGGACCUUGGUUAUGUUCAUAUGCCACCUUGACUUUGAAUGAUCUAAAUAUAAUACUAUUGGAAUUAAAUCAACAAAAUUUGUUAAAAUUCGUUAGAGGAUUUUUUUUGUUCUAUACUAGUUUCAAUUUUGAAACUGAUAUUGUCUGUCCCUAUUUGGGUAAACCUAUUAAAAGAGUUGAUUUGGAUAUACUAAUGCCAAGCAGAUAUACCGAAUUUGUUAAAAGUUUUCCCGAAUAUGCAUUACAACUGGAUAAAAAAGCAAUUGUUGUACAAGAUCCCAUACAACUAAAUCACAAUGUUACUAAAGGUUUGUCAGCUUUUACUAUUAAAGUACUUAAAUCAUUUAUGGUAAAAUCGUUGGAUGUUAUAAAUGACACUUUUCUGUUUUAGUUUUAACAAAUAGAUAUUAAUGUAUUAAUAUAUUAUUUUCAAUUCCAGGUUUUCAGGUUUUAAUGUGGUUAUACACAAUAUAACAAAUUGUAUAGAAAUUUUCAGUACAAGAGCGAUUUUCUGUGAAACCUGCAAAUCCGCCAAGUUGUGAAACAAACCUGCAUUGUUCCAGUACUAGAAGAUCGUUUCCGUACCCAAAAUUUUCAUAUAUUUUGUUGUAUUACGGACAAUUGCUGAAUAAAACCUGCAAACCUGACAAGUACCUACUGGUAAAGAUAAACUAAAAAGCCAAUCAAACGAAAUAUUGUAUUCAAGAUUAGUUUAGUUUUAUUUUUUCUUUAAUUAUAAACUAUAGACAAUGUAACCUUUUACCUUGAAUAAAUACAUUUCAAUAAAAUUAUUUGCAAUAUAA